AUGGAUGUGCGAUUACAAAUCCUACUCCUUCAAGUAGCCCGAGAGACGAUUCAAGUAGCAUGUCAUCAGAAGAACAUGUAGAAGAAAUCUUAUCUUCAUUCAUGGAAGAAAACGUUGAGGAACUAUCAGAUUCAGAGAAUGGUUGGGACACGCCUAACAAUUUUGACUACGAACUAGAGUAA
Racocetra fulgida is the source of this 182-nucleotide messenger RNA. The record is from the annotation of a GenBank genome assembly. NCBI's taxonomy places the organism in Eukaryota, Fungi, Glomeromycota, Glomeromycetes, Diversisporales, Gigasporaceae.